Molecule: messenger RNA, 705 nt
Organism: Chlorella variabilis
Lineage: Eukaryota; Viridiplantae; Chlorophyta; Trebouxiophyceae; Chlorellales; Chlorellaceae
Exons: 5
Coding region: 1-705 (234 amino acids)
Source: RefSeq, a predicted model, not a curated record
AUGGGGCAGUCCCACCUGCCAGGUGAGGGCCUCCAGGACUGGCUCGUGGGAGUGCUCCCCAUGGGCUCCCCCCGUGGCAUGCACUCUGCCACCAACUGCUUCACAGCCUUCGGGCUGGGAGGCCUCACCGACAGCGUGCCAGCAGCAGCAGCAGCAGCAGCAGCAGCGUACCUGUUUCCUCAUCAUCGCCGUCCAGCAGUAGCAGCAAGCAGCAGCAACGACGACAGCAGCAGCAGCAGCAACGACAGCAGCAGCAGCGGCGAGAGCGAGGGGCAGGCGGCGUGGGGCAAGGGCAAGGGCAAGGGCGGCGGUCGCUCGCCGCCACCGGCCGAGCGCCGGCGCGGCGCGGGCACGGCUGGUGGCAGGGAGGAGCCGCCUCUCAACGGCCGCCCCGGCUCUGACCGCCGCGACAGCCCACGCAGCGUGCGCACGGGCGUGGCCCCCGACAUGAGAAGCCUGGAAGUGAUAAUGGGGAACACGCUGGGAGUGAUCAUUGCGUCCCUGAUCCUGAAGAUCAUUGACAUCUGCUACCUGAACGCGGCGUUGUGGGUGGCACAGGCCAAGACUGCUAAGCUGGAGGAGGAGGAGAAGCGGCUGCAGAUGAUCACCGCUCGCAAAACCAUACAGCUGGCGGAGGCGCAGGAGACCAUCAGGAAGCUGAAAGAGCAGCUGCCCGCAGAUGCGGCCAGCGACGGCGACGAGUGA